Pseudoliparis swirei is the source of this 6214-nucleotide messenger RNA. It is a transcript of the gene mrtfbb, whose product is annotated as myocardin related transcription factor Bb. Lineage: Eukaryota; Metazoa; Chordata; Actinopteri; Perciformes; Liparidae. The coding region runs from base 1485 to 4217 and encodes 910 amino acids. Gene Ontology annotation, biological process: smooth muscle cell differentiation. The record is from RefSeq and is a predicted model, not a curated record. The transcript is spliced from 14 exons.
GAUGGAUCUAAUUACACUUUUAAAACAUUUUUUAUAUAAUUUUGUGUAAAUGGAAAACAUCUUGAAUGAAUACACCUUGCGGUUUAAGUUGAGAAAUUAGACGCGUGCACGUGGACUGAAGAUGGGAAACAGCGCUCGUUCUGGACUGCUGUGGGAAGGUUAUCGCCCACAGCGGACAUCGAUGCAUAGAGACGUUCUGCUUGUGGACAAAAGGUGUACACGGCAUUCACCAAGCCUGUUAUUUACUUGGUAAUGAAAUGGUAAUAUGAAAGAAUGCCAUGUGAUUAUGGAUGCUGUGACAGGCAGAACGAUGUUUUUCCACACACCAAAUGCUCCACCGACUCCCCCAUAUGUUUUGAGGUUUCAUUCACCAUUACUCAAACCCAACACUGACAUCUUGUGCCUGGCUGUAACAGUCAUUUGCUUCAUCAACUCCAUAUUCCCCCUGUCCCAAGCUGUUUGACAUGCACAUUUCUGGAUAAUUAAUUCAGAACACAGCGGCCUGAUCCUCAGUCAUAUUGCACGAAAUGCCCGUGGACUUGGAGCAUCCUGAUUAUCUGCAGCUUCCCCCCUGACUUCAGACCCUCUGUGAGAUCACACGCCUGCUCUUUAGCAUUAACAUAUUUUCUCACCAGCCUCCCUGGAUCCACUGAGACACACUGAAUGCUCCACAAUUAGGGAAAUUCCCCCCCCUUUUUUUAAUCUCACUUCCUGUUCGUGCGUUUUGCGGUCAUGGGUGGAAUCUCAUUUUAAGCCACGACUACAAGCACGUUUUUUUGUACGAGCUUCUGCAUUAGCUGUGCCCCCUCGUUUGAUGUUUACACACUUCAUCUGUUCAGUUUAAUGUUUUCUCAUCACAUUGUUUGAAUAAAUAGCAGCUGGGAGUUAAUAUAAGUCACAGAUUCAGUUUAGUUGACAUCGACUGCUUUAAAUCAAUGAAAACAACCACUUCAUGUGAAAAAAAAAGUUAAAAACUCAUAACUAACUCUGAAAAAAUGUUUGAAGAUAAGCUUUCCAUUUGUUUGUUUAUUCGUGUCAUUAUUAUUUUGUGCUACAAAACGUCUGGCGAAAAGAACACUGUUUCAUGCAGAUAUUCCCACUCCAAAAAAAAAGGAAAAAAACAGCUUGUUUUGUUCACGCAUGGUCGAUGUUGGUCCCCUGCUGAUUGUGCAGAAGAGAAUAUAAAAAAAGUUCCCCAGGGUUUGUGUGCUGCAGUCUGAUGAGCCCUGUGAGUAUAGAGCAGAAUGACCUGGCGAGGGUUAACAUGAGCAGCGCUGUGUUCCCGCCUCCUGACAUUGACUGAGCUCUCACACACACUCUCUCUCUCUCUGUGUGUGUGUGUGUCACACACGCACACACACACACUUUCUCCGCUGAGGCCAGCACAGAGCCGGAGAGAGGAGGGACUGCUCGCAGCUCCGAGAGCCAGCUGUCGUUCGCCCCGAGUAGACUCUCGCUGACUCCCCCGGCCUCCUCAUCCCUCCAUGGGACUCCAGACCUGGCCGCCAAGCACACCGCUGUCCUCCAUGGCCUGCCUUGACGUGGAGACCCCUUCCAUCGGCAGGGGUCAAUUCAAAUCAGUCCUCCAGCUCCGUUUGCAACAGAGGAGAAGUCGGGAGCAGCUCGUGGAGCAAGGCAUCAUGCCGCCUCUGAAGACACCUGCGUCCUUUCACGAGCGGAUUCGCAGCCUGGAGAGAGCGCGGACCGGAAGCUUCUUAAAGCACAAACUCUGCAGCAGACCCGAGCGCUCCGAGUUGGUCCGUAUGCACAUCCUGCAAGAGACGCAGGCCGAAGCCUCCCUGCAGGCCACACAGAUGAAGCUGAAGAGGGCCCGGCUGACUGAUGAUCUCAACGAGAAGAUUGCCCAGCGGCCUGGAGCCAUGGAGCUGGUGGAGAAGAACAUCCUGCCCGUGGACUCGGGUGUCGAGGAAGACAUCGACGGUGGUGAGGAAAACCGUUCCAAGCCACCAGACAUUUUCAACUUUGGUGAGGAGAGCAGCGAGGCCUUACCCCCCCAACGGCAGCCUGCCAGGCAAACAUCUCAAAGGGAGUCUGGAGGGACCGAGGCCACUUCCACUUCCUCAUUCUUAAACUCCCCCAUACAGCACUCCCCACCACCGAACUCACAGUCCGCGUCAGACGUCGCCGUCCUCGUCCCCGCCAGUGAGCCGCAGAGCAAACGACAUGGGCCUACACCUCGGCCAAUCACGUGUGUUGUCCCCAGUGUCCCACCAGGACCGCUUCUUGUGAAGCAAAGUCUGCCCCGGCUGCCCAGCGAUAGGAGCCGCAGCAAAAAGGGCAAAGAGCCCAAACCACGGGUGAAAAAGUUAAAAUAUCACCAGUACAUCCCCCCAGACCAGAAGCAGGAGCUCAACGACAUGCUGAUGGACUCGGCGUAUGCCCGUCUCCUGCAGCAGCAGCAGCAAUUCCUGCAGCUUCAGAUCUUGAAGCAGCAGCAGCAGUUCAGCUACCAGGCCGCCCUGCCGGCCCCGCCGCUCAAAGCAACAACCGAGGUACAAACCAGCUGCUCCAGUGCGGUUCUGAGUGGGAGCGGCACGUCUAGCCCUCUGCAGCCCCGGCACGCUCGCACCCACCGCAAGCCGGAUCGUUUACCAGCUAAUCUGGAUGAGAUGAAGGUUGCGGAGCUGAAAAUGGAACUUAAAUGCAGAUUUUUGCCAGUUUCUGGGACUAAGACGGAUCUGAUAGAGAGGCUAAAGUUGUACCAGGAGAACUCUAACAUUCAGAUUGCUGUCGUCACGGGAGUCUCGCAGUCUGACCACAAAAGGUUAACCCCACCUGUGUCCCCUAUCGCCUCUAAGGUGUCCACCCUGGGCAUAGAGGACAGUAAUAUGUCAGACAGCAAGCUCUCAGAAGCUCUGUCCCCAGCUCACACUGCUCCCUGUGGGAACUCCCCACAGAGAAGUCCACAGGAGGAGCGCCCCACGGACACGAGGUCCUACGAGAAGGACAAACGUCUCCACGAUAAGGAGCGUCAGAUCGAGGAGCUGAUCAGGAAGCUGGAGCGGGAGCAGAGGCUGGUGGAGGAGCUGAAGAUGCAGCUGGAGGCGGAGAAGAGAAGUCAGCAGGCGGAUCCUCCGGCUCGGCUCGUACCGCUCGCUCCCGUCCGGGUCAAGGAGGAAAACGGGACGACGUCAAACGGCUCGGCGUCUUGCGUUUCUCCCGGUCUGCCGCCGUCGGUCAAACAAGAGGAGGCGGCUCCUCAAAGUCAGUUCAUCAUCAGCGACCCGACUUUUAAGCAGCCUAAAACCAAGGCGGAAGCUCGGAACCUCCGACCUGCCUCAGCAGUUACUACCCAGCUCCCCGCCAGCAGCCUUAAAUUACACACGCCCGUUUGCAGCGCUGACCCGGGCUUCAUCCUGACCUCUGGACAGGUGCCACAGAAAACAGAGGCCUCGGCAGCGUUACGACAGCAGUGCAGCCCUCAGACUCAGACAAAGUCAUGGAGGAUGGGUCGAACAGCACAGAGCUUACUCAACACAUUCCCAGCAAGUGGAUGCCCUGUGGGAGCAUCCUCUAGCCAACCUGGUGCUAAGGAUCCUCCAAAUAAGUCUCCCUGUACGCGGCAGACCACCGUCCUGCCAAAUUUCACAAACCACGUGUCGAAGUGCAAAGACCCGCCGCCCCGCUAUGAGGAUGCAGUGAAGCAGACACGCAGCAUCCUAACAGCUGUUCAGGGUCCCACCGCCGCCAGCCAGCAGAUGGAUGACUUGUUUGAUGUGUUGAUCGAGAGCGGUGAGAUCUCCCCCUUCAUCAGACAGGAUCCUCCCAGUAUGCAGAAGCCUCUCCCAGUGACAGCCAGCGUAACCACCCUCGCCAUCAACACGGUGUUAUCCCGCCCUCCGCCCGUGGUCCAAGUGGCCCGGCUGCCCGCAGCGCAGCUCAACCCCUCGGCCAGCUUGACCUCUGACCCCCGGCUGGAAACCCUCCUCGGUGCGAGCGCUCACACCGAGCCGCAGACACGGACGCUGAUAGAGGAGCUGCGCUCACCUGUGGUUCCCAUGGAGGAUUACCUCAAUGAAAACACAGCGCCCUCUACUUUGAACUUGCACAGUACCAACAUGGAUAAUAUGGACUGGCUGGACCUUACCCUCUCCGUGCCCGCAGAGGGGGUCAACUCUUUGGACAUGUCGGCGCCAGCGGGCGUCUUCUCCUCCGACUUCCUGGACUCACAUGAACUGCACUUGAACUGGGACUGACUGACUGACAAUCGGUGCACCCAUCACACACAGGUUCAGACACACAUACUUUUAAAGCUGCAUUUAUUUCCUCUGUGUAAAAACAGGCGCUUUCAGAGGCUCUGUUUAGUUUUUCCGGUCAUAUAAAUGAGCUCAGUCAUAAUCUAUUUGUCCGUUUAGAAGUUCCUGCAUUGCUUCCUUUGAGGUCCUUAAACCCUCUGGUUCUUCAGGAAGACACCUGGACUGGGACUGGCAGAGUUGAAGUUUCCUUUUACCAUUUCAAUCUAAGUUCAUGCCACGAAGUGGCGAUCAAUAUGUGCUCACGUUAUUGCUUUCUCUUUGUCCUCUAAUUGUGAUGAACGCACAGUGUUGUAUUGGUGAGUGAUAGCAGAAAGAGAGGGUUCCCUCUGGUUGAAGAACUAAUGGACAAACACUACAUUUAUCUGGGGCCUAUUAUGCAGGUCACUCUCUGAAUGUUCCCUGUGUGUAUGUACAUUGUGAAGCAUAAAUCAGAUGUUUAAUUGAAUCGAGAGUGUGAUUAUGACAGCGUUAUAAUGUGAGACCACUGAGUUACCACAGUUAGCCUGACCAGACAAGUAUUUAAGAGAAAAUACUCAAAAUCAUCCCACAAAAUUGGUCCAUGUCUCAACCAGUUCUGACAAGUUUUCCAGCAGAUCAGACAAAUCUUCACUCCUGGAUCUUCCGAAUGCAUUAUGUGUAGAACAUACUGCACAUGUGAUUGUAAAAAAAAGUAGGAAACAGGCAACUAAUCACAAGUUAUCACACAUUCAAAGACUCUGAAAGGGUUACAAAAUAUUUAAUUAUGUUGGUUUGUGUUUAGGUCGUUUAUUCAAGAGGUGUAAACAUACCGGCAGACAUUCUGCACGGACACAUCUUCCAGAAGAAUAUCAAUAUGAACCACUGAUCACUUCCCACUGAGAUAACAUGAACGUAUUGCAAUUGAUUUGUUGUGUAGCGCCACCUGCUGGCCACAUCCAGAUCUACUCAGCUUGAGCAAGCAAAGUCUGACAGGUAUUAUUCUACUGCAAAGGAUGACUUCUGGUAUGAUGAGAAUAUAAUUCACUGUCAAAGAAACCUCCACACACACACAUGAUGAACUAAAGCAAGAUCGUUUAUGGUCACUCCGAUGAAUUAUCAGGAAUCCAUUGUCUGCAGAUUCAUCUAAACAUUGGGGGAAUUGUUGAAAAGGGACUGAAGAGAUUUGUCCUUGUUAUUUGUUUUGCUGUCAGCACAAUACCGCUUCAUUUGACAAUCCAAGUGUAACCCUUUUAGAAGAAGAAGAAGAAGAAGAAGGGAUUGUGACCAGGAAUGAGAAAUAUUUUGUAUUUCUGGGAACUACAAAGUCUUACCUGAGGGAACACGCUGUGUUUCCUAGAGAAAUACUAGGUCCACAUGUUUCUGCUGUUCGGUUUACGUCAGGGCUCUGUUGUCGGCCCUCUGCUUUCCUUUCUUUUGAUUUUACUUCUUUGUCAAAUUACAUUCCAGUGUUUUGCUGAUGAUUCUCGGCUACAUGGGCCUGUGGAAGCAGAUUGUCAUUCUCACAUUAUAAGUCAAGAGGUGAGCUUGUCUGGAUCGGAUUAAACUCGAGGUUCUGGCUCCACAUAGACAACAAGUUGAUCAAGAGCGGUAACGGCAGCUUGAUUUCUCAAAGUUUGACAUUAAAUAAAUCAACAAGGCCACCAUUGUUUCGCCUUUGCAACACGGAUAAGAAUCUGUUUUGUUGAAUUGAUUCUUUUGUCGACUUGAUUGCAUGUUUGUACGUCAACUUGAAAUACAGCAUGACACCAAGUUCUGCUUCCGCCCAUCGGCUCCCCGUCCAUGAAUCGGACUCCAAGGCUCCUCUGAUGCCCCUUCACGUCCAACUUGAUGUCCAUCCCUUGCUCUGUACUUUCAGAAUACAGGUCAACUGACCUUUUCCUUUUAUGGUCCCGUCCUCUGGAAUUUACUUUCAGACUGUCUGACUCUGUUAAGGCCUUUAAAUACAAACUUUAAAUGCA